Alternaria triticimaculans is the source of this 1455-nucleotide messenger RNA. RefSeq lists its product as uncharacterized. The record is from RefSeq and is a predicted model, not a curated record. The coding region runs from base 1 to 1455 and encodes 484 amino acids. The transcript is spliced from 10 exons. NCBI's taxonomy places the organism in Eukaryota, Fungi, Ascomycota, Dothideomycetes, Pleosporales, Pleosporaceae. Gene Ontology annotation, biological process: RNA splicing. Gene Ontology annotation, cellular component: exon-exon junction complex; nucleus.
AUGACAACCAACGAGCCAUUUUACCUGCGUUACUACUCUGGUCACCAAGGCCGAUUCGGACACGAGUUCUUGGAGUUCGAUUUUCGAGUGCUCGGAGACGGUCGCAGCGCAUCUGCCCGUUAUGCCAACAACUCAAACUACCGCAAUGAUUCACUCAUCCGGAAAGAGAUGUGCGUCAGCGAUGCUUUGGUAGCUGAAAUCAAGAAGAUCGUCAAGGACAGUGAGAUCCUCAAGGAAGAUGACACAAAGUGGCCCCAGAAGAACAAGGACGGCCGUCAAGAGUUGGAAAUCCGGUUAGGCAGCGAGCACAUCUCUUUUGAGACUGCGAAAAUUGGCUCGCUCCAGGACGUACAAGACUCGUCAGACCCGGAAGGCCUCCGCGUCUUCUACUACCUGGUGCAGGAUCUCAAGGCUCUGGUCUUUUCUUUAAUUUCUCUGCACUUCAAGUCUCGUCGCACCUGCUAUCGGACCAUGCCGACGCCGGAUGAUGAAGCCAUGGUCUCGCCGGUGGAGCACGAGAGCAUCGCUGGCCGCCCGACUUGUCCACCCGAGGAAUCGCGCGUUAUCGCGACCCACGAAUUGAAUGAGACACGGGGCGCCCACGACGACAGCAAUGCCAGCGCCGUGCCCGAUGCUCCCAUGCAGCAGCCCACUCCGUCUCCACAAAACUCGCGCGAGCAUACCCAGGCGCCCGACGACAUCCAGACCAAGCUGCCCAGCACCGACAGAGACUCGCCCAGCAGAGACAUUCCCACGCCUAUGACGGCGACAGACGACGGCACUGAAGAGCAACGCACCUCUCACGUCUCGCCGCUUUCUCCCGCUGCGCCAACUUCGCUGCUCGCCAGCCAUCUUUCGUCCCCAUUCCCCGCGCAUAGGUUCCUACCCAACACAUCCUCGUCCCUCCUUCGGCCCGGCAGUCGCUUCGUGGGCACCCAAACCUCCGACCGCCAGCAGUAUGACGUCGAAGUCGAUAUAAAACAUGUCGACAUGCGCGAGUCCUUCAUGUGUGGAUACUUGCGCAUCAAAGGGCUAACGGAAGACCACCCAAGUCUGACGACGUACUUCGAAGGCGAGAUCAUCGGAACCAAAUACACCUUCAUUACACAGCAUCCGGAAUGGGGCUCCAACGAGAAGGUCGACCGGCAACACUGGGGGCGGUUCGACGCAUACAAGCCGAUUGCUAAGUACUCUGCGCGCCAGGAGCAGGUGUCGAAGGAGCUGAACCAGAAGGAACACCUCUUCAUGCGGUGGAAGGAGUACUUUCUCGUGCCAGACCACCGAGUGAGGACCAUCAGCGGUGCGAGUUUUGAAGGCUUCUACUACAUCUGCUUCAACCAGCUCUCGGGUGGCAUCGAGGGCAUCUACUUCCAUGCUAAGAGCGAGAAAUUCCAGAAGCUCAAUUUGAAACACAUCCAAGAUUUUGGGUGUCAGGGCGCGAUUGAAUUCCGAUAA